Messenger RNA from Pomacea canaliculata, 2138 nucleotides. Its product is annotated as dynein heavy chain 5, axonemal-like. NCBI's taxonomy places the organism in Eukaryota, Metazoa, Mollusca, Gastropoda, Architaenioglossa, Ampullariidae. Gene Ontology annotation, molecular function: dynein intermediate chain binding; dynein light intermediate chain binding; minus-end-directed microtubule motor activity. Gene Ontology annotation, biological process: microtubule-based movement. Gene Ontology annotation, cellular component: dynein complex. The coding region runs from base 264 to 1994 and encodes 576 amino acids. The record is from RefSeq and is a predicted model, not a curated record. The transcript is spliced from 12 exons.
ACAACCAGGCGCCGGAUCAAGUGCAUGUAUAAAUACACAAUAGACGACACGUUACAUACAGAAAACCCGAGGAAUCUAUUUGACACAUGUUGACCAACGUGUUUAGUUUUUAAUGCGAAGAUGACUUUGCUUUGCGUCGCUGUCUACGCAUGCGCACAAGAACAGCAGUUUUGCUGGUGGUGCAACAGAAAUUGUUGACCGGUUGGAUGGACGUCUUGUGGUUACAGUCGAACAUUUAAAGACAUCUGCAACAAUACACAGUAAUGGACCAACAAUGGCGACAGAAAAUAGCAAAGGCGUUGGACUACGUUCCCUCAACGAAGCAUAGGUUAAAGGGAAAGAAAGGAGUUGUUCAACUUGAUUCAAGGCAUCACUACAUCUUUGAGAGAAUUGCACAAGUCAUUGAUUUGGACCCUGCUAGUGUAGAGCGGAUUAUCAUAGAAGAAGACAAGGAGAACGAUAUGAAUUUAUUUUUUAAAGCACAUGGAAGUCGGACGCUCGUUUUUUCCUUCCAAUAUCCACAUGAAAUUAAAGCAUUCAGGGAAUUUAGUGGUGCUCAAAGACCUUCACUUGGAACAAUAAAGUCAAGCCUGAUGGAUGGAAGUACAGUAGAGGAUAAAGGACUUAUCCUUGCUUUUUUACGACUGCCAUCUAAUGAUGCUGUAGAAAUUACUGACAUGGAUAUAUCAAAGAAAGUGUUCUUGACAGUAGUGGAUGCUAAGGAAGGCCAUUUACACAUUGCAAAGAAUCUGCUUUGUGAUAUCUUUCUACCAAUGAUGAAAAAUAUGAAUCUUGGAUGGGGAUACCUGGCAGGGCCUCAGAAUAAAUCUGUACAAGCUUCAUUUUUAUACAGAUUGGAAAAAUUCUCAAGUUCACUUCAAGUUACUAAGGAGUGUUUGGAAGAAAAAGAAACCUUGUCGCAGUGCAAUGUUGAUGAUAUUCUUCAAGUCAAAUCACCUUCAGAUAUAUUUAAAGUAGCAGCAUCUGUGGAGACUGUGAAAAAGUUAGAGGCUUGCGUGAGGGGAUGGAUAAAACAUAUUGAACUUGUAAUAGUGAUAGCUGAACAGAUUCGCAGUGAGCCUAACAAUACAGGACUCCAUCGUGAGGUGAUUUACUGGAAAAAGCGCAUGGCAAAGUUUUGCUCCCUUACUGAACAGCUGAAAACUCCACAAGUGCGACAUGUGCUUUGCAUUCUCCAUGCAGCAAAAUCCAGGCUUGUUGAGGUUUGGAGAAAGCUUGAUGGAAAGAUCACAGACAUAGCUAAUGAAGCAAAAGACAACGUAAAGUAUCUGUAUACUGUUGAAAAGUACUGUGAGCAUCUUUACAGUCCCAGUCCAACAAAGAUUCAGCAAAGCAUUCCUGGAUUGAUACAGUCUCUGCGGAUGAUAUUUAAUGUCUCUAGGUACUAUAACACAUCAGAGAGAAUGAACUCACUCUUUUUCAAGGUCACAAAUCAGAUGGUCGCCUCAUGCAGACGCUUCCUCACAAAUGAAAAUGAAGAGGGUUUCUGGUCAUUGCCGGUGGAGGAGAGGAAGGCAAAAAUAAAGGAAUGCUUAGAGCUGAAUGAAAGUUACAAGAGACAAUACCAGAAUGUGAAAAUAGCUCAAGAAAGCUCUCCACAUGAGCGAAAAUUUAACUUUUCAGAGUCAUACAUUUUUUCAAAUUUUGACAACUUUGUACGCCGUCUUCAACAGCUGUUGCAAUUGUUAGAUACUAUCGAAAGGUUCUCUCACCUAGAUGACAUCAAAAUUGAAGGUAUUGAGGUGAUUGCUGCAAAAGUCACAAAGGUAUUAAUGUCCAUGAAAGUAAAGUCCUAUGACUUCUUAGAUGUAAAGGCAACAGACUUUGAAGUGGACUUUAAAAAGUUCAAGCAGAAAAUGGAUUUAUUUCACAAAGAGGUGGUGGACUUUAUAUAUUCAAAAUGCUCAAGUGUCAAGAACACCAAACAAGGUUUGGACAUCUUGAAGAAGUUUGGCUGGCUUGAAACUGCCUGAUUUGCCUCUUAAUGAACAGUAUAUAUCCCUUUUGACUCUAUAUGGUAGAGACCUUGUUCGGGUUGCAUCCAUUUUCAAUAAUAUGAAGGCUGAUCCUCCUGUAGAGCGUAACCUGCCACCAGUUGCUGGCCACAUUUCAUGGGU